Aureobasidium pullulans EXF-150 is the source of this 914-nucleotide messenger RNA. RefSeq lists its product as uncharacterized. Gene Ontology annotation, molecular function: acyltransferase activity, transferring groups other than amino-acyl groups. NCBI's taxonomy places the organism in Eukaryota, Fungi, Ascomycota, Dothideomycetes, Dothideales, Saccotheciaceae. The record is from RefSeq and is a predicted model, not a curated record. Bases 136 to 840 code for a protein of 234 amino acids. The transcript has 2 exons.
CCGGUCUCCAAACUGGGUGAAUUAUCCUCUCGUCCCACGUGUUCUGUUUGGCGAGAGUUAUGUAGCUGUCACAAAUCACGGUCCGCAUUUCCCCCUAUCUGGGAGUCUCCUCCCACCAAGCAUUUCGUCAACACAAUGAUCGAUUAUACCAAGCACGAAGGUGCUGCCAUCACCGAGGACAUGAUCGACGAUAUUGCUGUCUCAUUCUCGGAAAACUACGGUGUCUGGGGUCCUGCCGUCAAGCCUGAAAAACAAGGUCGACGUGUACGUGCCAGUCCGGCACGCCUGAGAGCCGAUUGUUUGCCUUCUUCACCUGCUCGCAACUUUCUUGUCCAAGCCAAAGAUAAACAUCGCCUUGUUGGUCACGUUAUUGCUACGAGAUGGACAUUCGAGAACCUCAGCAUAUGUUGGAUAACUCAGCUAUGCGUCAAUAUGAGGUACAGGCAUCAAGGACUAGCGACAAAGCUUCUCAUCAAGCUGAGCGAGGACAACGAUGAUUCUGCAGUCGGUAUCCUCAGCUCCCACCCCUUUGCGAUCGCAGCAGUUCUUCGAGCUUCGGGCAAAAGACUCCGCCAGACCAACGAAUGCGUUGGUAACAGCCAAAUCAAGACAAUCAUGGCAUCGUGCCCUGUCGACUACGUUCGAACUGCUAGACUUCGCGGCUCUGCGUUCGAGAGUAAUGUGGAUGAUGGCACCAUCUCAUGCGCAGAUACCAAGUUCUUUGUUGACCAUGCAGAACCGCACGCCGCAUUGGAUGCACUGCGUGAUAAAGGCAUCAAGUGGCCGUUGGGCAGGUUACCAGAGGGACAUGAAUUCCUGGCCUUCGUAGAACGUCCAUAAAAGAAUCCAGAAGAAGGAUGUUGGGGUGAUGACUUCAACUCCAAGCUUAGGUAUAUACGAUCAAGAUGCUGCGC